AUGCACUUUCAAUUUGAGUUUUACAGCAUUUUUUUUAUAAGAAACCAUACUUGUAGUUUUCAUACAUUAUUUACUGUGGUAUUGUUUCUAAUUUCAAUUUGCAUUGGUAGGUUUUUUGUCGAUCUCUACCUGACCCGAGACUGCCACUUCCUCACCAUCAACAGUAACAGUAAAACCACCUCUGAGGUCUGGCUAGUAGACUGUAAUUGUCCUCUUCAGUCCCCUAUGCUGGUACAGCAACGAGUUCCGGGCAUAAUUUACCACGUGGAACACAGCAAUGGGUAUCUUUAUAUUCUGACAACUCAUGGAGAGCCUGCCGAGUACAAGCUAAUGAAGGCUCCUGUCAAUAGCUCUAUAAAUCAUUGGAAGCCAAUUUAUCAUGUAAAGCCACAUUCUCGAUUGGUGGACGUGGAAAUAAUAAAGGAUCAUUGUGUUAUAUUCUUGAAACGACACAAUCAGCUUCAUAUGGAAGUGACUUCCUUAUCCAGCGAAUUGCUUUACCACUCUGUGAAGCUCCCAGAAUGGGCCUGUGCGGUUCAGCUGGUGGUGCACCCAGAACGAGGCUCCGAUCUCCUUCAGUUUUACCUGGAGUCUCCUGUACAUCAACCAAUCGCAUUUGCUUAUUCGGUACUAGAAAACACUUUGUCGAUUGAAGCCGAUCAUGCCAUUCGGAAGAGCGAGACUUGCCAAGUUUUCCGCCUGAAAGCAAAAAGCAAGGAUGGCACUUUGGUACCAAUUACUGUUUUCUGUGAAGCGGGCGAUGGACUCUCACAGCGGCCUCUUCUGGUCCAUGUGUAUGGAGCCUACGGGAUGGACUUGAGUAUGAAUUUUAAAGCUGAGAACAAAUUGCUGGUUGAAGAUGGCUGGAUAUUGGCUUUUUGCCAUGUGAGAGGUGGCGGUGAACUCGGCUGUAGCUGGCAUAGACAGGGGAUUCUGGAUAGAAAGCUGAAUGGUGUACACGAUCUUCAGGCCUGUAUAAAGCACAUUCACCAUCUGGGAUUUUCGCAGCCCUGUUACACCGCAAUUAUGGCUUCCAGCGCAGGAGGAGUUGUGGCCGGAGCUCUUUCCAAUUCUGAUCCCGGGCUUCUUCAAGCGAUGAUCCUGGAGGCCCCUUUUCUGGACGUUCUGGAAACAAUGAUGGACACAUCAUUACCACUGACUAUAGAAGAGGCGGAGGAGUGGGGCAGUCCAGCAUGUAACAUGGAACACUACAGAUCUAUAGAAUCCUAUUGUCCUUACAAGAAUAUCAGACCACAGAGUUAUCCUUCAGUUCUAAUCACAGCCUAUGAAAAUGAUCAGCGUGUCCCCCUAAGCGGAUUACUGAGAUAUGUAAAGAAACUUAGAAUGGCUGCAGAGCAAUACCUCCAAAGUUCUGAUCUGCCAGAUUCUAGAAGGCCUAAUAUAUUACUAGAUGUUCACCCUGGGAAGCCAUUGUGACUCUUUGCCGUGGGAGGAAUCAUUGCAGAAGG
Staurois parvus is the source of this 1469-nucleotide messenger RNA. Lineage: Eukaryota; Metazoa; Chordata; Amphibia; Anura; Ranidae. The record is from the annotation of a GenBank genome assembly.